AGUUGAGUCAUUCGGGUGAGAAUGCCGGUGACUGAACGCCGUUUUCUUAGUUGACUUCUUCACUCAAAUGGCCGCUCUGAUGGACAAGACAACAACUCAAGAUCAGUGCGUUCCUGGUGCUAUCAACUACGUUUUGGAGCAAUGUAUUGAAGAGACUAUCGAGGAAGUGGCGUCCUCCUCAUGCAGCACGGAUGAUGUUCUAGAAAAGCCGAUUAUUCAUAAGACAAGGAAUGAGAAGGAGAAAGAAAAGACAAAUGGAGACACUACAAAAAGCGAUGAAUCUGUAGGAGUGAGAUUGAAGGGUAGUCCUUGUCCAAAACGUCGGAAAAUUGAAGAAACGGAGACAGAAACGGUAGUAUUGCUAUUGCCAGCAGAAGAGGAUCGUGGCAGCAGCUCUAGCGUCAAAGAUGAAUUACACAGCGGAGAAACUGAAUUUCACAACGUUGUUGCUACAGUUCCCAGACGUUGUGAUGAAGCAGUUGUUCCGUCAGACGGACACCAUGAAGAAUAGCCUGAGUACCCGCGUCGUUGACUUCAAAGAGGUUCCUCUAUCUUUUCAUUCCACUUAUUGUAGUUGAGGUCUAUUACAUAUCUGUUAGCGCUUGGAUGCACCAUGUUGUUUGACUCUAGCAGGCAGCCCCUAGCACUAGAAUAGAGGUGUACACAUACUCAGUUUCAAUGUGUCGUCAAACAGUACAGUAGCUUACAAUACAUACUGGGCCCUUAUCCAAAUGACGA
Corticium candelabrum is the source of this 738-nucleotide messenger RNA. RefSeq lists its product as uncharacterized. The coding region runs from base 68 to 511 and encodes 147 amino acids. The record is from RefSeq and is a predicted model, not a curated record. The transcript has a single exon. Lineage: Eukaryota; Metazoa; Porifera; Homoscleromorpha; Homosclerophorida; Plakinidae.